AUGGCCUUGAAGGAUUAGGCUUUUCUAGCUCUCCCCUGUGCUACCGCACUCAUCUCGGAUCCUCCUCCUCCUUUGCCCUUUUCCAUCUUAAUUCCGUUUCCCCGGCAUUGCCCAACUGUCCGGAUACGUUUCCCUCGGUGAGUGCUAGAAUUGGAUGAAACCUCUUCCGUUUUCUACUUACACGAGCUCGUGGCACCUCCGAUUUGUAUAUUUCUUCCUGAAAAUUAUCCUCUUCUUUUCCUAUCAAUUCUUCGAUUCUGUUUUACUGCUCGUUCCUUCAUUUUCUUUUCCUCUUUCUGAUUCUGAGCGAAUAUUUUUACAGUCUCUGGACUGCAGGUCUCCUACAAAUGAAUUUUUAGUUGUUUCGUAUCUUUCAUUCUUGAGUGUUCUUGCUUUAUUAAAAAGCCUGCUGCUCUUAGUGGCAGCAUAAGCUAGCCAGGGGUCACCGCGACAAAAUCCAACAGUUCAUGAUGAUAACUGGAGCCGGGUAAUUUCCCUUGACAAUCGAGCUAUAUGUCCUCUUGAAUACCAUGCCAGUAUUUAUGGUUCGCACUUUCUCAUGCAUCACCAAAUUUUCUGCGUAGAUUUAGUUCAUCUCUGAUUAUUUUUUUUGCUCAAUAUAUAGAUAAUUUAUGUUAAAAUAAAGUCCUUGGAAUUAUACCUGGGCUUUCUUAAGUUUUAUGAGUUCGGUUUUAGAAUAUGCAUGCAUGUUUUAUCACUUUUCCAGUGUUACUUCUGCAAAGCUCAUAGAUCAUGUUGUUCAUGGAUACAGCGACAAAGUUGCUCUUCAAGCAUUGAAGGCUAGUGAUUGGCAUCUGGAUGGUGCCUUGGAUAUUUUUUAUAGUCACCCACAAAUUAGGGGAGUGAUCGACUCUAGGCGCCUUGAGGAGCUCUAUCAGCGCUACAAAGGCAAGUAUUAUAUGCUUAUUGAUUGCUUUUUUACUGCCUCAUUUUAUUUUAUUUUAUUUUAUGUUAACCGCUUUCUUUUAAUGGUAUUAAAUAAUUCCUUAGAAUUAGUAUAUGUCAAUAAUGAGUGUUCGUCGUGUGUGUGUAUAUUUAUCAUUUCAAUUGUCUUUUGAUUCAUCUAACUUGAAUUCGAAGCUCUUUUGUUCGAUUGACUUUAAUGUCCCCAAACUUUCAUAUCAAAAGAGAAACCUCUGCAAGAAGUAAUGCAAUUUUGUUCGAUUGACUUGAAUUCGAAGCUCUUUUGUUCGAUUGAUUUUAAUGUCAUCUUUUUCACCAGCUUCCAUCGAUUUAAUGAUCUUUCCAUUAUUUGCCACUUUCUGACGUACCCUUACUACUCCCUUUAAUGGUUCUUCAUUUUUCUAGUGAUGCUUCAGCAUCAUUUCAUACAGUUUAGCCUGAAAUUGUGUUCUAUUUUCCUGUUUAUGCAUGGGGCUAGGUUAUUUUGCGUGAGUCUUAAUGGCUCCUCUCUUUCAUUUAAGUGUCAAUUUCUGCUACAGACACCAUUCACCGUGUCGUAUUUAUCUUCUUCCCUCAUAGAGUUAAUGUUUCUACUAAAUAUAUUUGCAGAUCCCUGAGGGAAUAUGAUUAUGGUAGAAUUAAUGUUUCUACUACAGAGAAUUAAUGUUUUUACUGCAUAUAUUUGCAGACCCUUACGGGGAUAUGAUCAUGGUAGAUGGCAUCACGCAAUUGUGUAGUGAUAUGCAGGUAAACUGUUGCUGGGCAAAUAAAACCAGUUUUGUGCAUGCUAUGUUCAUUACUUUAGAGCAUAAGAAUCUUUUUAUGUUUUUCUUUUCAGUUCUUUCGUGUGAUGGUAGAUGGCCGAUGCCUAUUAUUUUCUAUGAAGAUUUUAAGUCUUACCUUCUUCAUUAGUUUCAGCAAGAUGGCGUCCUUUGGUCUUCACCUGAUUAUUAAUAAUAUCUGCUGAGGAGUAAGGAAGUCGCAGGCACCAUUGAUUUUAUCAUGCAAUAAGGAGAGGUUGUGCAUCUGGAGGAAAACAGGGUCAAUGCACCUGAUCAUGUUUAUAGCAUAUCAUAUCCAACGUAUCACAUACUGUUGGCUUUUGUUCCUUCAAUUUAGUCAUGAAUAUUCAACGUACAAUUCUAUUAAAAAAAAUAUUAAACUCACAUCAUUUUUUGGGAGCAAAACGCAAUAAUAAUCCAAAGUAAAUAGUCAUCCGUUAUAUUUCAUGUAGAACUUUGGCAAUCUUGAGCAUAAAUGAAAGUAACUGCUGAAAAAGGUGUCAAUCUCCCAAACCACCCUGUCAGAUACGGUCCCAUCUCCUAACCAAUGCGCAGGAGAUAACUCAAACUGUUUAUUUUGAUCGAUAUGUUUUCAUAAAAUGCAGGAAGAGAACAUUAUCGAUCAUUCAACAUGAAAGAAGUACCAUUUUUCUGCAUAAAAAAUCCCAACCCCAUUUUCAUUACGAAUUGUGUGAAGUGGCGUUAUUGCUUGACAUUUAUUUAUUAUUAUGUAUCAUCUAUUGUAUAAUUCUGAUCCUUGUUGCCUUGUUUUCUCUCUCCUCAGGUGGAUCCUCAGGAUAUUGUUAUGGUACGUGCAUGUUAAAUUCCUAUGAGACUUUACUUCAAUCCUUUCUUUUUCUUUUUUUCUUAUGUGGCAAAGUGUAGUGGUACACAGGCUUUGUAUGAACACAUCAUUGGAAUUAUUGCUGAUAAAGAAGGUGAAUUGGGGAAAUCGGCCAUAGUUGUUGCAACCUUGCUUUUGAUGUUUGGUUUCAGUUUUUGUUACUUCCCCAGAUCUUGGGCUAGAUUUGGAGAGAUCUGAAACCUUACAGCGAUCACCACACUGACUUGUGUCUUCCACUGUUACCUAAUAUGUCUUGUGUCUUCUCUGAAGUAGAGGUGAUUCCAUCUAUAGAAUUUAGUUUAGGGUUCUUCCCACCAUGAAGAAAAUGCCUGACAAUAAUAUGCCUAAAAUAUGUUUUAGUGAUGUAAUUUUGAAAUGUACGUCAAGAGUUUCAGCUUCAAUGAAAGCAGCAUCCGAUACAUUCAUGUAGUUGACUGAGCAUUUGAUCCUAACAACAGAUUGAGUUCUGCUCUGUGUUUCACAUUUCAUCACCAUCCAUUCAGGAGACUCCCUUGAUCUGAUUGGUCUUGAAUUUUUUUUAAUGGCAUAUGAAGCAUCUGUAUUAAAUAAUAAAAAUAGUUUGUAAUUUAUAUCAUACAUCCAGAUGCCCUGAAUUACCCAUUAAAGCUUGCCGCUAAAAUGGAUAAGCAUAAUGCCGAGUAAGGAGGGGGAGAGAGAGAGAGUCAUAAGAAAGAAGAGAGGGAAGAUCUGAUGGGAGGAGCUAGUUGGGGGAAGAACUUUAUGAAUAUCAAUCUACUGCUAUUAGGCCCAGGAGAGGGAAAGGAGGUCUUCAAUCCCGAGGGCCUCUCACCAGACAACUACACCGAGAGAAGCUUAGAUCAUCCUGAUCAUCAUCUCCAUGGCAUCUCAUGUGCACAACAUCAACCUACUGGUAAUGAACAUAUUGGAAGCUUCAUUGCUUUUCAGAUGGUAUCACCGGAUCUAUCAAAAUUGUGAUUUUUCUUGGAAAAUAUUUGAUUAAAACAAAAAACUCUUAUAGAAUAUUUCUUUGGCCUGAAAGAGUCCUGAAAAUUUUCUAGUCAAAGAAUCCUUCAGAUUUCUGUUCUUGCUUGGAGAUCAAGGCGGGGGUUAAGAAAAACCCAAAGCCCCCACCAUUAAAGGAUGUACUAAGCUUCAUCAAACUAUGAGCUAAUGUGCUUGUGAAUGAUGAACAGCUCGUUCUGUCCUGGCAUAUGAAGGCUGCUACAAUGUGUGAAUAUUCCCGGGAGGAGUUCAUCGGUGGCCUGCAGUCCCUCGGGUGAUAAUUCAGAACAUCAUGUUCUUCCACUUUCAUCUUUCUCACCGGCUGCUCAUUGGUGGGGGGUUGGGGUCUCCCAUACAUCUGAAAGCUGGUGGUCUGAUGGCAGGGUUGACUCACUGGAGAAGCUGCAAGAGAAAAUUCCGGCGUUGAGGACGGAGCUGAAGGACGAACGUAUGUGUACAUCUUGAAAUGAUACUCUGCAAAUUAUUGUGCUGCGGAGCGAUCUUGAGCUCACAAAAGCAUAAUGUUCAGAGAGAUCCAUGUUUUUGUUCAGGAUCUCUCUACCCUUUGACUGUCCAGCAACAAGAUGGGUUCAUAUUUAUUUUAUUUUUUUUCCAGAGAAAUUUCGUGAGAUUUACAAUUUCGCAUUCGGGUGGGCAAAGGAAAAGGUAUGAUAAUUAGUUUUUAUUUCUUUUUUCAGGAUAUUGGGCCGCUGUUCUUUUAGCUUCAUUUUGCAAGAUCAUGGCAGAAUGAAGAACUGAUGAAUUCUGGAAAAUAAAAUAAAGAGAUGAAGAACUAAUUUAUGGGCAAAAAAGAAAACCGCCUUUUAAUAUGCUUAUUCAUUUAUUUCUUUAAUCAUAUCGUUGACUGCUCACUGAAUGAAUUAUAUGCCUGAGGGCGACUUCUUUUUAUCUGGUAAUUAUUUUAUCCGAGAAAAAAAAUGUGGGCUAUAAUUGUUUGGAUUUUAGUUGACUCUCUCUCUCUCUCUCUCUCUCUCUCUCUCUCUCUCUCUCUCUCUUUCUCUCUCUCUCUCUCUCUCUCUCUCUCUCUCUCUCUCUCUGUAAAUUCAGGGCCAAAAGUCUCUGGCCUUGGACACGGCCAUCGGUAUGUGGCAGCUUCUGUUCGCGGAGAAGAACUGGCCUCUGGUGGACGAAUGGUGCCAGUUCCUGCAGGUCAAACCAGAACCACAGAGCACCACCUUCUCCCCUCCCUGAGAGACCCCCUGAUUUCUUCCUCCAGAUGAGAUGUUGCCCUGAUUAGGGUUCGUUCUUCCUGUUCUGCCCGUUCUUCCCCAAUUCAGGUCCGGCACAACAAGGCGAUCUCGAGGGACACCUGGUCUCAGCUGCUGGAGUUCGCCAAGGUAAGGAACAGAGAGAGAAAGUCGGCAUCUCUAGAGAGAGAGAAGAGAGAGAGCUAGCUAACAGCGGUGGCCUGUUUGGUUUCUGCAGACGGUGGAUCCUUCGCUGACCAACUACGACCCGGAGGGCGCAUGGCCGUACCUCAUCGACGAGUUCGUGGAGCACGCCACCCAGAACGUCCUUGCCCCGCGCCGUUGA
Molecule: messenger RNA, 5088 nt
Organism: Spirodela intermedia
Lineage: Eukaryota; Viridiplantae; Streptophyta; Magnoliopsida; Alismatales; Araceae
Source: the annotation of a GenBank genome assembly